Cantharellus anzutake is the source of this 4175-nucleotide messenger RNA. RefSeq names its product non-SMC mitotic condensation complex subunit 1-domain-containing protein. Gene Ontology annotation, molecular function: histone binding. Gene Ontology annotation, cellular component: condensed chromosome, centromeric region; nucleus. NCBI's taxonomy places the organism in Eukaryota, Fungi, Basidiomycota, Agaricomycetes, Cantharellales, Hydnaceae. The transcript is spliced from 20 exons. Bases 82 to 4080 code for a protein of 1332 amino acids. The record is from RefSeq and is a predicted model, not a curated record. Gene Ontology annotation, biological process: mitotic chromosome condensation; meiotic chromosome condensation; mitotic cell cycle.
AUUUACAUUGACGCGGUGCGACUUCGAGACGCGUCGCCAAACGAUUUCCACUAUACUAUUGCUUGACUAAUCCUACGUUUCAUGAUGCAUUUCAACCUUCAGGAGGAAAUUCUUGCCAUCCAAGACCAAUCAACCUACCACAUCCCUAACGAGAUCACAGUGCAAGGGGCAGACUUGAAUGACCUACGAACCAGUUUAGAAGAGGUUGUCGAGGCUGUCGCUGAAUCAUUUGACGCGAUCGCCCAGUCUCGUGUCUUCGAUGUUUACCGAAGUUUCCUAAAGUGCUACGACUCGCUUUCUGGGCUCUUUAUGACCAAAAUUUUGGAUUCUAUCUCAUCUGGACUCUUGGCGUCAGUCGAAGCGAUUAACCGAGAGCUGGAUGGGACUGAAAGAAGCGGGAAAGAGAUCGGUCCGGUGCUCAGAAGCGCCCUAGAGAUGUUCUCCUUUCUCCUUCAAUGGUUUGCUAUCGCGGCAGAGAGGCAUUCGCCGAAGGAGGAUGCAGAAACAAUUGUGACCACCUCCAGGUCAAAGGGGAAGAAGACAGCUAAAUCUGCACAAAGACGUGCUGCUGCCUCUGAGCAGUUUAUAUGGACAAAUCAUAUCCCAUCUACAUUGUCCCUGAUAUCCAGAGUUCUGAGGGACUUACAGACGCAUCGAGUAUAUACUACAACUGCAGAGAAGGAUGCAUUUAUCAAUUGCAUCACUCGACCUGCCUGGAGGAUAACGGAAUCUGAGGAGCAUAUGAAAUCCAAUGAGAUAAGGAUGAGCGUGUAUAAGAUCAUUUGCCAUGCGGUGAAAAAGCACGGCCACGCCUUUAGCGCCCAAAUCUCAAUUAUGCAAGGUUUACAGUACUUCGAACAUCUCAGUGAGCCCAUGGCAGGGAUCCUAGCAGUGUUGCAGAAGGAAUUUGAUCAUACUCAGCUGGCCGAAGAGGUGCUAAGAGAAAUUUCGCAAAAGAGUUUCAACGGCCAAGACACUAAGGGACCACGCUCUUUUUCCAAAUUCUUGAUCCGACUCGCGGAUUUGUCCCCCCGCAUCAUUCUGAAGCAAUUCGCGCUCCUUCGUGUGCACUUGGACUCUGAUGCAUAUCCAAUGCGUGUUGCUUUGGUUGAAGUUAUUGGCGUAUUAAUCCGCGAGAUUGCCCAGGACGCCGAAGAUAUCCCUUCUAAUGGGGAUGAUGCUAUUGGGCGGUCCCAAGAGGGGCAGGAAAAGAAGGAAAAGAAGAUAAACAAGCUUUUCGAGCUACUGCUUGAGCGUUUCUGCGACAUGAGCAGUUAUGUUCGUGUCAAGGUAAUUAACACCCUUUCCAAGUUAUGGGAAUUGCGCGUCAAAUUACCUAUACAACGCGCUCAAACAACGCCAUUGGUCAUAGCUGCUCUUUCCGACAAAGCUUCAUCAGUUCGACGAUAUGCAAUCGCUCUCUUGACCACGAUGAUUCUGACACACCCUUAUGGUGCCUUGUAUGGCGGCUAUCUCAACUUAAAAGAAUGGGAAGAACGCUACCGAUCCGUCAAAGAGCAACUCGCCAUCAUAGAAGUUAAACAAGACAAACAUUUGAACGCCUUGGCCGGUACCGAUAAGGACGAAAGCCAAAAUGAGGGACCUGAAGCCAAUGAUAGCGGCGAUGAAGAGGACGAGAACGAGGAUGAGCGGGGGUCUGAUGACGACAGUCACGGAGCGGACCAAGUCCCUAAGAAAAAGAAAAGCAAAGCUAGGGCCCGGAAGUCUGCUACUGAGCGAGCAUUAGCAAUCGAACAGGCCGAGGCACUCAACACUCUAGACAUGGCGAAUCUAACUCGCUUCCGACUAACUAAGCGAUACAUUGCUGAUGCACUCCAAUUCAUCAGGGAGGUCGAGAGUGCCAUGGACAUUGUGGGACAACUGCUGGGGAGUACGAGCAAGGCAGAAGUCCUAGAGGCUAUCGAGUUUUUUAAGGUAGCAUAUGAAUAUCAGAUGCUUGGUGCGCAAGUGGGCGUCAAGAAAAUGCUGCACCUCAUAUGGACCAAAGACAACAGUGGUACGACAUCAGAAGAGGACAAGGAGCUCAAAGGCAUCCGUCAACGGCUCAUCGAGUGCUAUCGUGCAUUAUACUUCGACCCCGUUGACGACGGAGAUUCUCGCCAACAAACAAACCGCAUUGCAAAAAACAUGAUCGAGCUCACCCGGAACUCCACCCUGGCUGAACUCACUUCCCUGGAAGAAUUGAUGCGAACAUUAUAUGAAGACGAUAAAGUUGACCAAGAAGUGUUGAACACUUUGUGGCAAGUUUACAGCACUGAGCGUGAAAUUCCUCGCUUUCAGAGAAGGGGUGCUAUAAUUGUGUUGGGCAUGUUUGCUUUAUCGAAGCGCGAAGUGGUCAUUGAGAGGACGGAUACUCUUCUUAAGAUUGGAUUAGGUCCACUAGGACGGGCCGACUUGGUUCUCGCACAAUACACGUGUAUUGCUCUUCAGCGGAUCGGCGGGAAUGCCAAGAAAGUUAAAGGCUCUCUUGAGGAUAAAACUAUACGCCUGUCCAUGGAUAACAUUAUGUUCAGAAAGAUCAAGGAAACCGUCGAACAUCCGUGCACAUCAAAGGACUGGUUUGGGAUGGCGGAGCAGGCAAUUAAUACUGUUUAUCUACUCGGGGAACAACCCGACGCCCUCUGCGGAGACCUCAUUAAAUCGUACACUCGUCAAGUCUUCGCAGAAACCAGGUCGCCGUCCGAACCCAAUGGUGUGCCUAGUGACCUCACUAUCCCAGGAGCUGAUGCCUCAUCCCGUGGUAAAUCUGCUGAGCCUGCUGGUGAUGCUGCGGCACCCUCUGGGGACUCGUUCUUGCUUAGUCAGUUAAUUUUCCUUGUUGGUCAUGUCGCGUUCAAGCAUAUCGUGUAUCUUGAGCUUGUUGAGCGGGAGUUGAAACGGAGAAAGGAGCUUCAGGCGAAGGAGAGAGGUGCUGCUGCCGCUAAAGGCAGGACCUCCAAUACGAAAGAUGUAGAUGAGUUGGAACAGGUCGCCGGAAGUGCUGAAGACGAUACCGCUGAUCGGAUCACCAAGUUCUGCGAUGAUGAAAUGUUGUAUGGAGAGAAAUCACUACUUGGCCUGUUUGGGCCAAUGAUUGUGCAUAUCUGUGCUACGCCGAAGAUGUACAAGAGUCCAACCCUCCGGGCCUCAGCGACACUCUCCCUUAGCAAGCUGAUGUGUGUUAGCACACACUUCUGUGAAGACAAUCUGAUGCUGCUAUUCAAGAUCAUGGAGACCUCGAAGGAUCCGAUCAUUCGCAGCAACUCCAUCAUCGCCCUGGGCGAUAUUGCCGUCCGCUUCAGCCAUCUCAUAGAUGAGAACAACAACAAGCUCUACGACGGCCUCUCUGACCAGAGCAUUGUUGUGAAGAAGAACACCCUCAUGGUGCUUACCUACCUCAUUCUUGGGAGUAUGAUAAAGGUCAAGGGUCAGCUCGGUGAGAUGGCCAAAUGUCUAGAGGACGAGGACCAACGAAUAGCAGACCUCGCGCGACUGUUCUUCACCGAACUUUCCAGCAACAAGGAUAAUGCGAUAUAUAACAAUUUACCUGAUGUAAUCAGUCAUCUCUCAAUUGGGCAGCAUGCAUUGGAGGAAGAAGCGUUCCAAAGGACGAUGCGAUAUAUCUUCACUUUCAUCGAAAAGGAAAAACAAGCUGAAGCCAUUGUGGAAAAAUUAUGUCAACGCUUCCGCCUUGCUUCAGAGCCUCGUCAAUGGCGGGACAUCGCAUUCUGCUUAUCUUUACUUCCCUUCAAGUCAGAGCGAUCAGUGAAACGUCUGAUUGAGGGUUUGCCAUUCUAUCAAGACAAGUUGCAUGAAGAGGCCGUCUUCAAUCGAUUCAACGAGAUCCUGAUCAAGGCCCGCUCAAACAAAUCAUCAAAUAAACCUGAUACGGAGCUGAAGGAGUUUGAGCAGAUCCUGAAAGACUUCAAGGAGAAGGGUGAAGAAGACCAGGCACUAGAGGAGAGUAUGCAGAAGAAAACGGCCGCCACCCGCAAGAAAGUUUCCCGGCGAAAACAACCAACUCGCGGGCGUAAAGCCUCAGCGAAAAGUGCUACUCCAGACAAUGACGGCUCAGAAUGAGUUUUUACCUGGCUGAUUUCACAUAUCCAUUUGUAUACUAUGUAUAUGUAAUCACAACUCGGCGCAUUGAUAUAAUACCACUUGAGUACCCGCAC